This is a messenger RNA of Trichomycterus rosablanca, 1342 nucleotides long. RefSeq names its product high mobility group nucleosome binding domain 1b (gene hmgn1b). Lineage: Eukaryota; Metazoa; Chordata; Actinopteri; Siluriformes; Trichomycteridae. The transcript has 6 exons. Bases 242 to 502 code for a protein of 86 amino acids. Gene Ontology annotation, cellular component: chromatin; nucleus. Gene Ontology annotation, molecular function: nucleosomal DNA binding. The record is from RefSeq and is a predicted model, not a curated record.
UGUCAGAAAGGGGCAAGGUCCUACUCAGGCUCUGUGCUGUAGUCAGCAGGGGGAGAAAAGGGGAGAAUCCAAUCCGGUUUGAGCUAGUUCGUGUUUCGAUGGGACGUUAAACGGUUUCUUCUCUGAAACCUGUGUGUCUUUAUAUUCAGCUAACUAAACACAGUUGGCUAUUUUAGGGUGCUUUGCACUGCCAGUUUUUUGCAGCCUAAUUUUGGUUAAAUACAGCACAGAAAAGUCCAUCAUGCCCAAAAGGAGCAAAGCAAACAAUGACACUGAAUCUGGUGAGCCCAAGAGGAGAUCAGCAAGACUGGUAAAUAAACCUGCACCAACUAAGGCAGAGCCUAAGCCAAAGGCAAAGAAGGCACCUGCCAAACCCAAGAAAACCAAGGAGCCUAAAGAGGACAAGCCCGAGGAGAAGAAAGAGGAAGUCCCAGCUGAAAAUGGAGAGGCAAAUGAUGAUGAGGCACCAGCAUCAGAAGAUGACAAAAAGGACGACGCAUAACAUCUCGCCUCAAACCAGCGCUCCCUGUACCUCUAUUCUUGUACAAUUCAGGGGAAUAUUUUUAUCUUCUAUUUUCUAAAGGCAGUUUUUUAGUAGUUUGACUGUAGAGACACAUUUUUUAUGAAAGAUAUGAUGCAUUUUAAGGGGGAUUUCACUGCAUCCCACAUUUGUACAUCCAGAACAGUAAUUGUCUGUCGGUUCCUCUUUUGUAAGAUGGAAGAAGUUACGAUGCUACACAAACUUGUGGCUUUUACAGACGGUUGGACAAGUUGCCCAAAUGACUAACAUUCCAUUGGCUCUAUGAGGGAUUUUUUUCUUCUUCUUUUGAGUGUGUGUAACCUGUACUGUUUGUGUGCGCAGUGGAUUAGGGAUGUGAAUCACUCAUCGUUUAUUGUUUAUAAUGAGGCAGAUUGCUUAGAACAUUUGUAAGCUGUGUUCCGUAUGUUAAUUCUUCUGCUUAAUAAACCUACUUUGUAGUGCUGGAGCUUUCUGUGUCGGGCCUGUGCAUCAUCAUGUGUUUAUUUGUUGUAUUUUCCGUGAUAGCGCCACAAUAGCUGUGUAAGGAUAUUCAAUUUUAUAUGUGCAGUGUGUAAUGGUACAUAGUCCGAAUGGUCAGGAUCGAGUUUCAUUCUCUUUAGCGGGGCUAAAUUUCAUCAAUGUGUUAAAGCUCAACUUAUUUCAAGACCAAUCUGUGUUCAAGUGUGAAACUACAGCAUUCAUACCAGCAGUAGCAAUAUUCUUCUGCAACUACAAAUGUACAGUUUCUUUUGGAUCAUUGUUUAUAGAUGUAUCUCUUGUGUAUUGUUUGGUUAAAACGAGCCAAUAAAAUUGUUUGUGACA